Molecule: messenger RNA, 4593 nt
Organism: Nerophis lumbriciformis (worm pipefish)
Lineage: Eukaryota; Metazoa; Chordata; Actinopteri; Syngnathiformes; Syngnathidae
Source: RefSeq, a predicted model, not a curated record
AUGUCAGAAUCACUGCAAGUGUCACAGAAGGAGCAGCAGCUGCAGCUUCAGCAUCACAAGGAGCAGCAUCAAAAGGCGCUUCACCGUCAUCACCAGAGUCAUCGGGAACAACAUCAGCAGCAUCGCCAUGAAAGCAGCAGUUUCUUGAGCACCAAGUCUUCCAUCAACAAGCAGUCCGUCUCCACUUAUAAGACCACCACUCGUCGUGUGAAAACAUCUGUGAAGACUGAGAAAAAGGGUCUGGAGCAGGUGGUAAAGUCGCUGAGUCCGCUACCCAAGCGAGCCAAGCGUACUUAUCUGGCUACCGACUUGGACAAGGAAGUCAUUGGCUAUGUGAUUCCAAUUUUCCGAGCCAACCACGAAGAAGUGCGCGGGCUGAUGGAGGCUCGUGAAGAAGACGUCACCGAGGAGGGCAUUAACUACGUGGCCAUGAGGAACCUGUUUGUCCGCGAGUCCAGGGAGGCGAUGGAGGUCAGGGUGGAGAAGAAGAGCAGGACCACACGAAUCCGAGAGUCUGCAGAGCGUGUGGAGCUUAACAGGACUUUGGAUGAGUGGACGGAAUUCCGCAAGAAAAUGAAUCCGGAUAGCCUGACACACCCACCGGAGAUGACCACCAAGCCCCGUAGUCAGACUGUGUGGGAGGGCCAGACCAUCAGGCUGCACUGCACCGUGGCAGGGUGGCCCAGACCAAGGAUUGCCUGGUACAAAAACAACGUACUGAUUGAUGCCAAAGCACGCUCCGAGAAAUACACCAUGGAGAGCAAUUACAACAUGCACUACUUGGAGAUCAAGAACUGCGACUUCCUCGAUACGGCCGCAUAUCGCGUGUCUGCGCUCAACGUGAAAGGAGAAAUGUCCUGCGUGGCCACUGUGGUUGUCAAACGCUUCCAGGACGAAGAAAGAGAUCUGAUUGUGACCGAACCUCGCGGUUUCUGCACUGAGCAUGGCGUCACGUUCAGGACAACCAUCCUGGACAAAUUCCAGGUAGCCUUUGGUCGCGAAGGCGAGACGCUGAGCCUGGGUUGCACCGUCAUUGUGUAUCCUACCGUCAAGAACUACAAGCCCGAAGUGGUGUGGUACAGAAACGGUUUGCCCCUAAAGGCAUCGCAAUGGGUGCACACUCAGUGGGCCGGACAACGUGCCACCCUCACUCUGGUCCAUCUCAACAAGGAAGACGAGGGCAUGUACACUAUGCGUGUCAUCACCAAGUCUGGCUAUGACACUUACUCUGCUUAUGUGUUUGUCAGAGAUGCCGAUGUGGAGGUAGAGGGGGUUCCUGUGGCCCCCCUGGAUGUGCGCUGCCAUGAUGUCAACAAGGACUACGUAGUGGUGACCUGGAAGCAGCCCGCCAUGGAGGGCAGCAGCCCCAUCUUGGGCUACUACGUUGACAGGUGUGAGGUGGGGACGCACCACUGGGCGCAAUGUAACGACACCCCGGUCAAGUACGCCCGCUUCCCCGUCACGGGCCUGGUAGAGGGGCGCUCCUACGUUUUCAGGGUGACCGCCCUGAAUAAGGCGGGUGUGAGCCGUGCGUCACGCAUCUCUGAUGUUGUGAUUGCCAUGGAUCCUUUCGACAGGGCCCGUCUGCUUGGGCCUUCUGCGCCAUGGACUGGCAUGAUCAAGUUCACAGAAGAGGAUCACACUGCUGGAGUGGUCCCAGGAGAACCAACUGACGUGGUGGUUACCGAGGCAACUAAGAGCUACGUGGUGCUUGCCUGGAAGCCCCCUGUCCAAAGGGGUCAUGAAGGAGUGAUGUAUUAUAUUGAGAAGUGCGUUUCAGGCUCAGACAUGUGGCAGAGGGUGAACACAAGCAUGCCCGUCAAGUCUCCUCGCUUCGCCUUGUUCGAUCUGUCCGAAGGUAAAUCGUACAGCUUCCGUGUGCGCUGCUGCAACUCUGCGGGCGUGAGCGAAGCCUCCCUAGCCACCAGUGAAAUCACUGUAGGAGACGUGCUCGACCUGCCUUCAUCUCCGGGCACACCCGUGGCCACCAGGAACACUAGCACCUCAGUAGUGGUCUCCUGGGAGGCCUCUAAGGAUGUAAAGAACCUGGUCGGCUACUACAUUGAGUACAGUGUUGUAGGCACGGACGUUUGGAUGCCGUGCAACAACAGGCCUGUGAAACAAACCAGGUUCGUGUGUCAUGGCCUCACUUGCGAAACCACGUGCGUGUUUCGAGUGAAGGCGGUCAAUGCCGCCGGCUACAGCCUGAGCUCCACCGCUUCCCAGCCGGAACUGGUGCGGGCAGCCAUUUCCGUCCCUGCGAUGCCGACUGGCGUGCGCUUGCUGGAAGCUGACAAGGACACAAUGGUGAUUGGCUGGAGCGAACCGGCCAACACUGGAGGAGCUGACAUCAGAGGUUACUUUGUAGACUACAGGACUGUGAAGGGACAAGUGGUCAGCAAGUGGCAUGAGCUCAACCUUCAGGCCUUGACUACCACCUCCUAUAAGGUUGAGAACCUGAAGGAGAAUGUAGUUUACCAGUUCCAGGUACGCGCCAUGAACAUGGCAGGUGUGAGUGAUGGCUCCGUGCCCAGUGCAGCCCUGGAGUGCCAAGAAUGGACCCUUACUGUGCCAGGCCCUCCCGUUGGGCUUCAUGUUCUGGAGGUCCGGGACUCCUCCAUGGUUGUGCUGUGGGAGCCACCUUCAUUCGACGGUCGAUCUCCUGUCAAUGGCUACUAUUUGGACGUCAAGGAGGCGUCAGUUGGAGAAGAAGGCUGGACGGCCGUCCACGAGAAGACGAACAAGUCCAGGUUUAUGAAAGUGAGCGGGCUACAGGCUGCUACGUCCUACGUCUUCCGUGUCCGUGCUCAAAACCUCGCAGGUGUUGGAAAUCCCUCCGCAGUCUUAGGACCCAUCCUGGCCGAGAGUCGCCCCGGCACCAAAGAGAUCUACGUGGAUGUAGAUGACGACGGCGUGAUCUCCAUGGUUUUCGAGUGCUCUGAGAUGAGUGAGGGCUGCGAGUUUGUCUGGUCCAAGAACUACGAGGCCAUAAAAGAUACCUCCAGAUUGACUAUCAUCAAUGAGAAGGGCAGGUCCAGAGCUAUCUUUAACAACCCCUCCCUGGAGGAUCUAGGAAUUUUCUCCUGCGUGGUCACCAACAUGGAAGGCAUCUCGUCCAGCUACGAGCUCACUGAGGAAGGUUUGAUGCGUCUGCUGGACAUCAGCCAUGACCACAAGUUCCCUGUUAUUCCAUUUAAGAAUGAAAUGGCCAUGGAGUUACAAGAAAAGGGCCGGGUGCGCUUCUGGACUCAAGUGGAGAAGUUUACCAAGGAUUGUCAAGUGGAGUAUGUUUUUAACGAUAUCAUCAUUCAUCAAGGAGAGAAAUACACCAUGAACUUUGACAAGACCACAGGAAUCAUCGAAAUGUUCAUGGACUCACUGGAAGUCACGGACGAGGGGACGUUCACCUUCAAUUUGGUUGAUGGAAAAGCAAAGGGUACCACCAGUCUGGUGCUCAUCGGAGAAGAGUUCAGAGCGCUGCAGAAAAAGUCCCAGUUUGAGAGGGCCGAAUGGAUCAGGAAACAAGGUCCUCACUUUAUCGAGUACUUGGACUUCACCGUCACCCCGCAGUGUGAUGUGCUGCUCCAAUGCACGGUAGGAAACAUGAAGGCGGACACACAGAUUAUCUGGUACAAGGACAGCAUCCCGAUCGGUGAGCGCGAUGAGGCCGCCAAGAAGCUGGAGAAGAAGGAUGGCAAGCUGAUCUUUAAUAUCGGAAAGUGGGUUAUUAAGCAAGAUGAGCAGGCAGAAAGUGAAGAGACAAAGGCGCCCGCUGAAGAUGCUUCACUGCUGCAGCCGCCAAGACCCAAAAUUUCAAAGAAUGACGUGGGCAUCUACGAGGUGUACCUGAGAGAUGAAAGAGGCCAAGACAAGAGCAGGUUCGAUAUGACCGAUGCAGGUUACCAGACUGUAAUGAAUGAGCUGUUCAGAAUGAUUGCCAACUCUUCCUCUCAAAUCAAAGUCACCAGCACGGAACACGGCAUCAUCCUCUCCUCCGAUGUCACAUACUACCACGAGGAACAGCGUGUCACCUGGCUGCACAAGGACGCCAAGAUUGCCGCUUCCGAGCGCGUGAAGGCUGGAGUGACGGGCGAGCAGCUGUGGCUCAAAAUCAACGAGCCCACCGAGAAGGACAAGGGCAAAUACACCAUUGACCUGUUUGACGGAAAGGAUGGCGUGAAGCGGGUGGUUGAGCUGUCUGGAAAAGUGUGGGAGGAAGCGUUUGAGGAAUUCCAGAGGCUUAAGGCGGCAGCCAUCGCAGAGAGAAAUCGCGCCCGUGUUAUUGGAGGCCUUCCAGAUGUGGUUGCAAUCCAAGAGGGCAAGUCUCUUAAUUUAACUGGCAACGUGUGGGGCGAGCCCACGCCCGAGGUGAGCUGGACCAAAAACGAGCGGGAGUUGGUGGCCGACGAACGCUACGUGCUUAAGUUCGAGCACGGCAAGUACGCCAGCAUCGCCAUCGACGCCGUCACCCGCACUGACUCGGGCAAGUACGCGCUGGUGGUGCGCAACAAGUACGGCACGGAGGCCGGCCAGUUCACGGUCAGCGUGUACAACCCGGAGGAUGACGAAAAGGAAGAGGAGGAGAAGAAGUAG